Molecule: messenger RNA, 2342 nt
Organism: Penaeus monodon (black tiger shrimp)
Lineage: Eukaryota; Metazoa; Arthropoda; Malacostraca; Decapoda; Penaeidae
Source: RefSeq, a predicted model, not a curated record
ACAACCUUGUGGUUCCAUCCACCUCAGCUGUACCUACUGCCCAGUCCCUUAGCUUCAAUGACUUCAACCUCUCAUCUGAUGAGUGUGACAAAGUUGAAUAUAUGCCGAAGAGGAGGGGUCGUCUCAUAAGCAGUAGCAGUGAUGAUGGCUCUGACUCAGAGUUGGAGGCAAGGAUGCAGGAAAGGCAUGCCUCUAAAUGGCCUGUUUUUGUGUGGCAAAGGAAGUUGAAUGUCCCAAAGCGGUUUGGGUUUUGUGCCCGUCCUAUAGUCAAUGUCAGUGACCUGCACCAAGGAUCCACACCUUUUGAAAUAUAUUCCCACUUCAUCACACCCAAGCUCAUGGACUGUUUUGUUCAAGAGACUAACCGGUACUACCACCAGCAACCAUUACCCCCUUUGUCACACAAGAGGAAAUGGCAUAACACUUCACGGGAAGAGCUGCAUGCCUAUUUUGGGCUCUGGCUGUUGAUGGAUUUGCAUCCAAGUUCAGACAUUGAAAUGUACUGGCAGGACCCAAUCUUCUACCAGCCUAUGUUCCCGAAGACUAUGUCAUUAGAUCGUUUCAUGCAGCUGACACAGAAUCUCCAUAUGGUGGAUAACAGUGCAACACAUCCUGUUGAUGACUGCUUAUGGAAAUUUCGUCCAUUGAUUAGUACGCUUAAUCAGCAGUUCUCAUCAGUGUAUACUCCUCCCCAGAAGAUAACAGUUGAUGACAGUAAAUGGGGGUUGUUCUGGAAUGGUCACUGAUACACCUCAGAGUAAGAAAAAGAGUGUGAAGCCGAAGGUAGUCUCUGACUACAUUGCCGGGACAAAGGGAGUAGAUACGACCAACCAAUUUCUUGUGUCCUACCAGACUGUCCGAAAGUCCAUCAAAUGGUAUAAGAAGGUGAUAUUGUACCUUCUUGACAUAGCUGUAGUUAACUCCUUCUGCGUGCAUCAGGCCCUGGGAGGGAUGUUAAGCCAGUUUGAUUUCCAAGUACAGCUCAUCCGUGAUCUUCUCCAAGAGUCCACUACCAUAAGGAGGGGAUCGAACCAAAGGAAUAAACACCCAACCACAGUCCCAUUGGAGCGUCGUCUUCAGGGAACAAUAUCACACCAUCAGCAAGUGGUUCCUGGUAGGAAAUAUCGCCGCUGUAAGAUGUGCAGGCAAAAUGGUAAGAGGAAGGUGACUAGGAUCAUAUGCAGAGCCUGCAAAAUACCCCUUUGCAAGUAUGGCUGCUUCGAGCAGUGGCACUCGCAGACAUAAGCAGGAGUUGCCCUCUUCCUCAUCAUCAUUGUUAUUAGUGAUUUUGGCAGUGGGAAUUUCUUGGCUUAUUUUUUUCAUCUUUGUAAGUGAAAACAGAAUUAAAAAAUAGAUUUUUUUCCUCCCAUAAUUCUAUAAUACAUAACAGAGUUGAAAGAUCAUGGUGAGCCUAUACAGUCUUUUGCGACAUUAAUAAACCAGAUCAGAUGGCUAAUAGUAAUCUCACAAUAUGUUAAAACACAAAGAAAAUUAAUUACACAGCAAAAAAAUUUGUUCUCCAAGUGGAUGUAAUGGCAAAAAUCAGUUCCUUGUAUACAAGUUAAUUCUUUAUUAUGUUUUGAGCUGAUAGCAAUGUAUCCUCAUAAAACCUGUGUGCAGUGUUUUAGGUAUAUUGAAGGAUCCCUUUGAUGAAUGUCAGAACUUUAUACUGUGUUGAUACAUUUGUAGAAAUAUCACUCUGCACAUAUGUAUAUUGUAAGGUGAGACAGUAGUUAACCUAUUUCAUGUUUGGGGAUUUUCCACCAUGGAACUCUUUAUGUGUUCCAAGCAAAAUGCCAUAGAUUAUCCAAUUGUUGGCAAGUUCGUAGUGUCAUAAAUAGUUUCCCUUGUAAUCUGUUAUUCAAAUAUAUAAUUUUUCUUUUUUACUGACUGUUUCAAGGAAAAGCUAUUAAGUGAACACAUAUUCUACAUAUAUUUAAUUUUGAGAUAGAUCAACAUUUAAAUUUGAUGAGAUUAACUGUAUAGGGAUAUGUAAUUACUAUAGUAAGGUAUUGAAUAUAUGUUAGCCUUCUCUGCAGGUGCUACUUCUGAGGAACAUCACAAGUUCUCAGAAGUAGAAAGUGAGGUACAUAUUAUUCAAAAGAGUAGAAAUUAGAUAUUGGAGAAAUUAAUAACUCAUAUUAAAAGAAAAUAAAUGUUACCAAUUCAACUUGCCUAUAGGUGACAUGCAAACAGGACAGUUUCUGUAGAAUAAAGCCUAACGAAGUGCCUUAUCACUUUAGUUAUGUACAGUAUGUUGACAUAAUAGUUUAUGGAUUCUGCAGUAGGCAUAAUACUAUUGCAGUACAAGUAUACAAAAUAAAAGUCCCCUAUCAAAUGUC